This is a messenger RNA of Drosophila nasuta, 1822 nucleotides long. RefSeq names its product SAM50-like protein CG7639. NCBI's taxonomy places the organism in Eukaryota, Metazoa, Arthropoda, Insecta, Diptera, Drosophilidae. The record is from RefSeq and is a predicted model, not a curated record. Gene Ontology annotation, biological process: protein insertion into mitochondrial outer membrane; mitochondrial respiratory chain complex assembly. The transcript has 5 exons. Gene Ontology annotation, cellular component: outer membrane. Bases 244 to 1566 code for a protein of 440 amino acids.
CACACUGCUUAGUUGAUGCCGCACGCGUGUGUUUUCAAGUCACAAGAAAUUUGUUAAAAAUCUUGGCCUGCUGCAGUGCCGCUUAGUUUGUUUAUAUUUUGUAACAAUUCGUAGCACAAUUCAAAGUUUUAUAAAAGCGCCGCGUGUGGUAAACAAAGCAAUAACAUAAACCAGUUAUUGCUAAUCGACUAACACAUCAUCUAAACUACACAACCUGCCCCACCCAACGAUAACGAACACAAAAUGUCACAAACACCGCCCAAGGAUCCAAACAGUAAAUACGAUCUGAGCAAAAUUGGAGCACGAGUUGAUCGAGUCAAUGUGAAUGGCUUGCUGAGGACUCACAAUGAUUACGUAUUGCGGGCAGCCGAUGGCCUCUUUAAGGCUGACAAUUUUCAGGACAUGAUGAUCGAAGCAAUGGCGGCCAAAUCAUAUCUGCAUGAACUGGGCAUCUUCAAGGAUGUGAGCGUACAUAUUGAUAUCAGUCGUGGUGCAGAUGCCACGCCCCAAGGCUAUGAAAUAACACUCAAGGGCAACGAAUACUCGAGGAUUAUGGGUUCGGCGGGCACUGAAAUUGGCCAGAACGAAGGUUCGCUCCGCACAGAGCUGACCAUACCGAAUGUGCUUGGUCGCGGUGAAAGCAUCUCGCUGCAGGGCAGCUACAGCAGCACCAGAGCCAAUGAUCUGCAACUGAAGUUCUGGAAGCCCUUUUUCCAUACACGAUUCCGUGAGAAUCGACCAGAAAUGUCCUUCAGCGUGUUCCGGCAAACGGAUCGAUAUGACAUAAGCUCGUUUCAGACCACUAACUUGGGCUAUUUGGUGGACUUGAGUGCACACACAAUGCUGGGCGUGGAUCUCACACACUCGCUGCAGUAUGAGAACUCCAUUAGGGACGUGAGUUUGUUGAACAAAUCCGUGCCCAUCGCCAUACGUGAUCAUUGUGGACCAAAGUUGGCUUCACUUUUGCGGUACUCGGUGAUCUUUGACAAUCGCGACAGCAACGUAUUCCCCACAAAGGGCGUUCUAUUGAAGUCAGUCAACGAAUAUUGCGGACUGGGUGGAAACAUUUCAUACACCAGCAGCACAGCCCAUGGCGAAGUGAAUGUGCCGCUAUUUGCGGGAUUGGUGGCACAAUUCUGUGGCCGUGUCGGCGUCAUGAAGGAGACCAAAAAGACCACAAUACUGCCCAUUAACAAUUUGUUCUACUGUGGCGGACCUUUGACGCUGCGAGGCUUUAAAUAUGGCGGCGCUGGACCAGUUGUCGAUGGCACUCCCAUCGGUGCCCAGACUUUCUGGUGCACUGGCGCACAUCUGUGGACUCCGCUGCCGUUUGCCGGCGUCUUUAAGGGACUCGCUAGUCAUUUUAGAAUGCAUUUCUUCUAUAAUAUGGGCAACAGCAACAGUUUUAACACAGACAACAUGCGCAGCGCCUACGGCAUGGGAAUUGCUGUAAAGCUGGCGGAACGUGCUCGCAUCGAGUUGAACUACUGUGUACCUGUGCGCCGGCAAAACACUGACAAGGUUUUGAAUGGUUUCCAGUUUGGCAUUGGCUACGAGUUUGUCUAAAUCCUCACGGGGAAGUGCAAAUGUACUUAGCUAUAGAAGCCUUCAGAGUCCCCAAAAAGAACUGCAGCAAAGUUGUAAUGCUGCCCCAACCCACAAAUAGUCACUGUUAGUUUAUAGACUAUCGAUAUUUUGUUGUAUUUUUUUCGUCAAUGCAUUUUUUCAUCCUAAAAUUUAAUUGUAAAUCAGAACACAUUUUAAGUAUAGCAUUUAAGGCGUGUAUAUAGAAAAUAAAACGUUGAGCGAUUAAACUGUUAAA